Messenger RNA from Chenopodium quinoa (quinoa), 1097 nucleotides. RefSeq lists its product as uncharacterized. The transcript has a single exon. The record is from RefSeq and is a predicted model, not a curated record. Bases 151 to 768 code for a protein of 205 amino acids. NCBI's taxonomy places the organism in Eukaryota, Viridiplantae, Streptophyta, Magnoliopsida, Caryophyllales, Amaranthaceae.
UCAAUCCAAAGUCGAUUCAAAACACGUACAAUACAAAUUAAACCUAUCAGGCCACAAACACGUACAAACAAAUUAACCCUAGUUACCACAUAUCUUGAAUAUAUUGAUUGUUGUAACAUCAUAUGAUCUAGAGAGAAACAAAAAUAAAAGAUGAAGAACAAAGCUUCCAAUUUUGUGAAGAAUAUAAUUUCGACUUUGAGUUCUAUCGUGAAGGGUAAGGUAACGGGGGUGAAGGGCAAAGCAAAUGCUAUGAAAAUUCGUCUUUUAGUUUUCUCACUAAUGAAGGGCAAGAAAAUAUCACUUGGUACACUUACUACCAAGAUCCAAGCUUUGAUAGAUCGAAAGCGUGACAAGAUAAUGGCCGAGGAAGAAAUAAGUUUAGAAGAUCAAAACACGGCAAUCAUCCUCUACAAUGCAAAUUUAGGUAAUGAGUCUAGUGAUCUCAUUAACUACGACGUGCCUAAUGAUGAGCUCGCGCCAUCAGAAAAGAGGGAGUUGUUGUUAGAAUACUAUGGUCGUGAUCAAUACUACGACGAUAAUAAGUAUCCGGAUCUUACUCAUUCUUUGUUUGAUGAAGAGGAAGAACAUGGAGGGUCGAUCAUCGAUAUAGUGAAAAACUCGAAAGAGAAUGAAGGGCAAGAUUUUAAGUUGGAAGAUGAGAUAGAUCAUGUUGCGGAUUUGUUUAUCCAAAGGUUUCGUAGACAAAUGCUCCUACAAAAAUGGGAUUCUUUCAAGAAAAUUCAAGAGAUGUUAGGGAGAGGUGCAUAAGAUGGAGUUGUUUUGAUUUAUUUAGUUUAAUUUUGUGGUUGCAUUGCAUGAAUAGAGAGACUAAAAUAAGCUAGUAUGUAUCAAUAAUUCAUGCAUGGUUGAUUAAGAGUUCUAGCUAAUUAUAUUAUAUAUAUAUAUAUGAAGCUUUGAUGUAAUAUUAUAAUUAUAUACUUUAAUUUUUAGUGUUUUUUGUUAAAUGUAUGGAAGGAGUUGGCGAGAUAGAUCGAGUUUAUUAGCCAAAUUAAUUAGAUUGUAAUUACUCUGAUCUCAUCAUCGGAUUUGACCAUCGAUCUACUUGCAAAAAUAUUUGUGUAUUUUUUCCCUAGAAA